UUGGUUCAUCUGGAGAACUCGGCCGGAAGGCCUGGGCAGGGGUUCGAGUACUAGCAGAGAUGGCGGCGGCUGCGGCCAGUCGGGGGAUCCGUGCCAAACUGGGCCUACGAGAGAUUCGUAUCCACCUUUGUCAGCGCUCGCCCGGCAGCCAGGGCGUCAGGGACUUUAUCGAGAAACGUUACGUGGAGCUGAAGAAGGCGAACCCCGACCUACCCAUCCUAAUCCGCGAGUGCUCCGAUGUGCACGCCAAGCUCUGGGCCCGCUACGCAUUUGGCCAAGAGAAGAAUGUCUCUUUGAACAACUUCAGUGCUGAUCAGGUAAACAGAGCCCUGGAGAAUGUGCUAAGUGGCAAAGCCUGAAGCCCCCACUGAGGAUUGAGAGCAACACCCCACAGCCUGGGCUCUGCUGGACUGAGUACAAUGUAGAAAAGUGUAUUUGUCUGUUCCUUAUAAAGUUUAUGCUGUAAGAUGUUCUUUUCCUUAUUCUACCCUCUACCCCUGAAUGUGCAAGAACUUGGGCAAAGCAGUUUAAUGUAAGAAUAAAACUUUAUUCUGUCCUA
This is a messenger RNA of Pteropus alecto (black flying fox), 559 nucleotides long. RefSeq names its product NADH:ubiquinone oxidoreductase subunit A2 (gene NDUFA2). The transcript is spliced from 3 exons. Bases 60 to 359 code for a protein of 99 amino acids. Lineage: Eukaryota; Metazoa; Chordata; Mammalia; Chiroptera; Pteropodidae. The record is from RefSeq and is a predicted model, not a curated record.